UUUGUCCUCGCUGCUCUCCUGAUUCUAAACACAGGGCUUCUUUCAUGUCUCCAUCCAAUGAGAGAAAGCUCGCGCGCGCCGCGGAGAGGGUGGGAUUUCCACUGCUGUUUGUGUUGCUUUCCCAAGGAAUGUGAGGGACACACCAAGCCCGAAUGAUUCUCAGGGCUGUCCACUAACUUUAGGACCUAGCUCGGCCAUGGAACUGUAGUUAUUUCGCGCUUUUCCCCCACUAACUGUAACUCCUCGGAUCCCAAACUGGCGACCUCACAUCUCCAGCUGGCACGCGCAAAUGAUCUCAUAGACCAGAUCAAGCUCAAAGUGUUUCCUGCGUGGCGGGGGACUGGAGAGGGUCAUGGUUGGGGCUGGGCUCAGUGUGUGAGGUGGGAGGCUGGGGAAGGGGGCCCGUCCCGGGGUCUGGAGUGUCCGCUGUGGUGCGUCCUGUGUCGAGGAGGCAAGGAGAGACUCAAGCAGGCCUGUCAGAGAGGGAGGGGAGCGCUGCGCCUGCCCGCAGACAUGCUGAGCCUCAGACUUCCACAGCUCUUUGACAUCCACCAGGUGCCAAAGGUGUUUCGAGAGGACGGCAUCAUGUCCGGGUACCGUCAUCCCAGGAGCUCAGCCCUUGACUGCAUUCUCAGCAGUUUUCAAAUGACCAACGAGACGGUCAAUAUCUGGACGCACUUCCUGCCGACCUGGUACUUCCUGUGGCGGUUCAGCAUGCUGUGCACUUCUCUGGACUUCCUGAUGGACAGCUACACCUGGCCUCUGCUCGUCUACAUGCUUCUGAUCUGCCUGUACCCCUUCACCUCCAGCUGCGCUCACACCUUCAGCAGCAUGUCAGCCGAGGCUCGUCACAUCUGCUACUUCUUCGACUACGGCGCGCUCAGCCUCUACAGUCUCGGCUGUGCUAUCACAUACGGCUCUUACGCGAUGCCCGACCGCUGGGUAAACAGUUGGCUUCAUCAGCAUUUCGUGACCAUCGGCGUCGCCAACUCGCUCUUCUGUACCAGCAUGUCCUGCUACUCCAGGUUCGUAGAGUUGCAGUUCCCACAUAAAAGUAAAAUCUUGCGAACGGCCGCGUUUAUCGUCCCCUUCCUCUUUGAUAGCUUCCCACUGUUCUACCGCCUGCUGUCGUGCUGUUGGGGGAGCUGUAGUCCCAGUGAAGCUCUGGCCAGCCACUCUUACCAUCUGCUCUUUGCGUUCCUCACAUGCUUCCUGUUUGCCUCUCACCUCCCCGAGAGACUGGCUCCUGGACGCUUCGACUACAUCGGUCACAGUCACCAGCUCUUUCACGUUUGUGCAGUGGUGGGCACCCAUUUCCAGAUGGAGGCGGUGUUGACAGACAUGGCGUCUCGCAAAGAUUGGCUGACGUCGCACUCCUCUUUACCUUCGUUUCCGGCCACUGUGGGGGUUCUCGUGCUGGGCGUCCUGCUCAACCUGGGCAUCAUUGGCAUCUUUAGCGCCGGAUUACCACGAACACCUCGCCAAAGCACUUCGGCCCACCUUCAUCAGGAGUAACGAGCUCUCUUGACCACUCCACACCUCACUGUGCACCUUUCUGGACGAUCGUGCACUUAUACAGUCACUUUCACUGAUACAGAAGCCUUGAUACUUUUAUACUGAGAAGCUUAACGUUUAUACAAUUCAAGAUCGUUCAUUUUAUACUCACGGUUUAUUAUCUCAGCCAAAAAUCCUAAAGAUAAUCGCGACCUUUCAGGAGUUAUUUGAUUUGAUUGUUUAGUCAUCGAUAUGAAAGGUUGAGGGUUAAAUGAUUUAGAUUUUUACAGGUUAUAUUCUAACAUAGCUUUUGUUUUGUUUUUAUAAACAUAGAUGUUUGUGUAACACUAACUGGGAAAUGAUAACAUAGCAUUAAUCAGGGAUUUUAUAUUUGCAUUAAUAUUAUCAUGAGUAACAUCAUUAAUAUAGUUAAUCCAAUAUCAUGAUGUUGCAUAUCAAAAUACACAAAAAUUAAAAUGACUUGCAGGUGGGUAAAUAAGUGUGCUAUUUUGAAUGCUUGUAUUUAUAAUGUCCCUUUUAAUCAUGAUUUAAUGGAACACCUUUGAAUAAUCUUACAGGUUCGGUAACUAAUGAAGGGCUGUUUUUAGAAAACAUAUUUUUACUACAGCACGUCUAAAUCUCAUUCUCCUACGUCUCAUGGGAUUAUGGGGCUGCACUGGAGUCCUUCACUCUCGUUUGGAGUUAUGUGUCACAUAUGUUUGGUAUUGUUUUGUUCAUUGCAGGUUUAUGGCAUUCAGUACACUCUGCUUCUAUUCAUACACAAGGUUUUUAUAUUUAAUUGCAUUUUGUUAAUGCACUUGUGGAUCCAGUGCAAACUCAAAAUAGGUUUUUCAUUCGUGUAAUUAGCUGCAUUCUGUUCUUAAAUCAGAAAUCAAAGCUAAUCGUUGUUGUUGUUGUUUGUUUCGUCUGACCUAGUGGUACAGGACAGAAAUGUUGGCUUGUAAUUCAGUGCAAUUAAUGCUGGGUAAAGGCAGUAGUUUUGGAACCUUUCUAACAAGCUCCAAAGGUUGGUCACUUGGUGGUAAAGAUAUUUUAAUUGGAGUAUAUGAAAGGGAUCUUGGGUUAAAAAGGAAAAGUAGGUGCUUCAGUGGUUAGUGAAGGAAAUGUCUAUUUGUAGUACGACAGCAGAAAUUGUGGUAGGUGUGUGUUUUUCUAGCUCCAGCCCCGCUGGAGUGUGUUGUUCUGCUCAAAGAGGUUUAGAUGUGAAUGUGACUGGUCACAAUAGUAUUUUGUGCACUAGAUUUAAAUGAAGCGUAAAAGGUUUUGGAUUCCAAAUCCCUGUCUGUUUGUUGGCCCAAAUGAAUGUAUUGCAGUUUUGAAAACUGUUUUAAAGCACCGUUUAAUGUUACGAAGUAGCAUUUCAAAAUUACCAAGGAAAUUGAAAUGAUUUAAUUUGUGUUUUUAAAUGUUCUGGAAAUGUUCUUUUUUUUUACUAUAAUGCUUCUUCCCUUUAAAUCUGAGAAUUGAAAUAUGCAAUUGUUAUCGCAAUGUCUUUUAUUUGCCAUUGUCAAUUUUGAAAUAUGUUUGUAACAAAUGUGAAAAAUAUGUAAGUGCCUGGAAUUAAACUGACUAACUGUUCACUGAA
Carassius auratus (goldfish) is the source of this 3100-nucleotide messenger RNA. It is a transcript of the gene paqr6, whose product is annotated as progestin and adipoQ receptor family member VI. Gene Ontology annotation, cellular component: membrane. Lineage: Eukaryota; Metazoa; Chordata; Actinopteri; Cypriniformes; Cyprinidae. The record is from RefSeq and is a predicted model, not a curated record. The transcript is spliced from 8 exons. Gene Ontology annotation, molecular function: signaling receptor activity. Bases 514 to 1515 code for a protein of 333 amino acids.